Molecule: messenger RNA, 421 nt
Organism: Laetiporus sulphureus 93-53
Lineage: Eukaryota; Fungi; Basidiomycota; Agaricomycetes; Polyporales; Laetiporaceae
Exons: 1
Source: RefSeq, a predicted model, not a curated record
UCCCUUGCUCGCCAGAGCAAGGCUCAGCCUCGAAAUGAACGCCGGGCGCUUUCCACUGUUUGGCAGUAUUCGCUCAGGGUGGCUUACCGUUCUCUGUUCUUUGUGAGCUGCUCAAUUUAUAUUCCUUCGUGUUCUUCAAUUCGUCGCUGUCGGAUCUACUUCAUGAUGUUUGUCUUCACCAUGCCCUGGGGCAUCAUGCAUAGUAUCUGUUUUGCCAUCUUCUCAUCUGCUGGAUGUCCACUGUCAAAGCUCAUCUCAAUUCAUCUCAAUUCAACCUCAGUCUCUGAAAUUUCAUUCCUUCAUUGUUGCUAUCCAGAUGCUAUGGCAGUAUAUCAGAUUCUUUCAUAUACCCUUCUGCUCCUGAAAUCACAAGCAUGUUUAUGGCAGUGCCAUGUUCUGUGUGUCGCUUGUACAAUUCCUG